GAAAGCAGAUGUUGAAGAUGGAUGACCUUGUCUUCGCAGCAAUAAGUGGACCCAUUUCUUUUUCUGCUAUAGUACUGAACGUAGUUUUCUCUUUUUGUCUCCUAUGUCCUCCAAGUGUGCAGGGGGUGAACCUUCAGCAGCCUCUAAAAGUCCUCCUGGUUUCUAUGGUGUUUUUCAGUUUUUUACACCAAACAACGAUAAUGUUCUUUGUUUGUCAAGUUGCAAUCACUCCUUUUGUCUAUGGACUUUAUUUGACCCUGAAGCAAUUAUUCUACUUCACCAAUGUGGUCAACCUGUCUUCAGUGACCUGGCUCAGCAUCCUCUACUACGUCAACAUUGUGCCUAACAACGGACAACUUUUCAGCUGGAUAAAGAGACACAUCAAGAAUGUGGUGUACUUUGGUCUGGUUGCAGACCGGGGUAUUGUUCUAACUGCAGGGGUAUUGGACUAUGUGUCUACACUCAGGCCAGAAGAACAACCCUUGAAUUCAUCGUCCUCUUUCAACGUCACUGCAGAAUUAAGCAGUGAUAGGGAUGUAUUUUUCUAUCUGGGGAAAAUAUGCACUGUAAUAUAUUCAUUUCAUCUCCUCAUCUCUUUUGGGACUAUGAUUCUGUCUUGGAGCAGCACUUACAUUUACCUGCGAAGGCACAUGAAGAGGAUGGAGGAGAGUAGCAGUCCUUUCUCCCAGCCCCAGUUUCAAAGCCAGAUGAGGGUCACUGUAACAGGUUUAGUCCAGGCAGCGCUGUUUUUCCCCUACUGUCUGUUAAUAAUUACUCUGGUAGUUACGCACAGUCUGCCAGGUUAUAAUGACUUUGAUCCCAAUGAUAACAUCCAGACUACAGUUUCCUCGCUGUUUGGCCUGUGCAGCUCUGUGUGCCUGGGAUUCUCUCAAUCUGUCUUCAGACAGAGGGUGGUAUCUCUCUUAGAGGGAGUUUUCAAGCAAUGUAAUAACCUAAAUGUGUAAAUGUUUUGUGUUCUAUUUUAAGAAUAGAAUUUCCAUUACUCUGAGGGGCUGUUUCCCGGACACUGUUUAAGUCUACUAGUAGAUGAAAAAGCAUGUUCAAUGGAGAUUCUACAGGACUAUGCCUUAUCAGUGUCCAGGUAAUUGGCACUAAAUAGUACUUGAAUGAACUUUCUUGGUAAUUAAUUGUGGUGAUGGGUGCAAGUCACAGACGAUUGUUUGUAUUAGCAUUAGAACUAGCCCAGACAAAUAAGGUAUGUUAUUUUACAGAAGGCACAUCUGGUGAUUUGUUUUUUAUUGUAGUAAACUAUGCAAAACUUCAGGUUGAGUUGAAGUGUAACAACAUGCCUCAUAAAUUUCAUUUGAUGUCAGGAUUUACAUGAACUAUUAGAGUUUGUCUUUGGUAAAUUAGUAUGUAAAUACUGUAAGUUAGGACUAAAUUCCACCAGGUUUCAGUCAUAAAGUUUGAAUUUUUGAGAGACAAAGUGAGACAAAGAGACUGGGUCACUGUCCAUCAUCGGUCUUCUGGUGAGUGUUUUCUAUCUCCUCUAUAUGUUGGCACCUGGGAAGGAUGAAGAGAGAACUUUGCGUCAGCCCGUGAAACUCCUGUUUUUCUUAGAAGUGGGAUGCAGUUUGGUGCUUCGAAUGUCUGAGCUUGUGAUACUCUUUGCGGCGCAGUACUACAACAUUCUGGAGUAUUUGGUGAGGUUGGUCAUGUUGGCUUGCAUGUCCUCAUGAGUAUGGCGUCUUCUACCAUCGUCUUCUACCACACCAAGAUCUUCCCAAACCAGCGACCACUCUCCGUCUGGGUGAGCAGGAACAUCAAUGCAGCUGUCUACGGUGGCCUUAUUGUUGACACACUCUACCUUAGUACAAAAUGUGUAAUUGUUGUCGGUUACGAGUAUGUCAAAUCCACCCAUGUAACAUUGUUUUAGGACUAAGUUUUAAAGUACCUUCAGUUUUACCAAGAUUGUGUUGGUCAAAUGAUUGGCGAAUGGAAUUAGGUGGAUUGCCUAUAAAUGUAGAAUUGUGUGAAAUAUUUAAAAUGUGUUUUCCAUUAGGUUUGUUCAGUUUCAGGAUUUUAGUUAGUAUUAUAUGCAUUCUAUUACAGAUUUUAAAAAAAAUAAGAAAUACACUUAUCGUUAUAUACUCUGAU
Messenger RNA from Oncorhynchus keta (chum salmon), 2118 nucleotides. Its product is annotated as taste receptor type 2 member 60. The record is from RefSeq and is a predicted model, not a curated record. NCBI's taxonomy places the organism in Eukaryota, Metazoa, Chordata, Actinopteri, Salmoniformes, Salmonidae. The transcript has a single exon. Gene Ontology annotation, molecular function: G protein-coupled receptor activity. Gene Ontology annotation, cellular component: membrane. Gene Ontology annotation, biological process: G protein-coupled receptor signaling pathway; sensory perception of taste. The coding region runs from base 9 to 965 and encodes 318 amino acids.